AUGCCCUAUUCGGCCAGGGAUGAUGACAUUUUGCAGUUUUUGGGAUGUAAGUUUUUGUUUUCUUUUGAAUUUUAGGUAUAAAGCAAAUUUUGAGGUUUUGUUCAAAAGACAUACUAUUUUUUUGGUAUUCGAAUUUUUUGUUUAUAAAAUUUAGUAAAUUGCUUAUAAAGACAAUGUAUUAUACUAUAUAUCCAUAAUCAGUUUUUUGAUUCAAGGUGCUCAUACUUUUGUUUUAGCCGAAGUGAACGUAACUUACAUCUACUUUACUUCUACAUCUGAUGGUAAGCCCUCUGGAGAAGCUUAUGUUCAAGUCAUGACUGAAGAUGACGUUAAACGUGCUCAGGAUAAGCAUCAACAAAACAUGGGAAGUCGUUAUAUCGAAGUUUUCGUCGUUCCUGAUGCUGAUCAACUGAUUAAACGCAUUCAGAACACAUUGCUUGACAAAGAUACUGGAGCUGUACGUGUUCGUGGAUUGCCUUACUCGUGCAGAGCUGAGGAGAUCAGGGAUUUCUUCAAAGGUACGUUUAUUUCUGCUAAUUCAGGUAUAAUAUUUUGAUAGAUUGGCCUAAUAUUGUGAGGUUUAUGGUUGUAGUAGCUCUGGGUCUUUUCUUCACUGUUUUUUCUUAUUAUCAAUGUGAUAAUAUUGUCUUUACUGGGUCUUAAAUUGGGCAAUAGUAAGCCUAUAAAGUUUUGGUCAUGUUAAAAUCUAAAAUUACGCUGGUUUUACAUUUGGUUUUACUCUAGAUAUGAAGGUGGUCGAGGUGAUUCUCGGGAAGGAGCAAGGGGAGUGGGGCCGGCCCACGGGAGAGGCUUACAUUCGGUUCAGUUCAAAAGAGGAAGCGGAGAGGGCUAUGCAACUUAAUGGGCAAUACCUCGGGAAAAGGUAACGUGGUUUUUAGGACUUUGUUAAAUGGUACUGUAGCUUUUGCAGUUGGUAUUCUUAUAUUUAAUGUUUUAUUUUAGAUAUGUUGAGAUUUUCACCGUGGAUUUGGACGCCUACGAGAACUUCAAGAACAAGAUGGAUCCAAACAGGAUAAAGCCUUUGAACUCGGUCGACGGCCCAUGGAAUGGAUACUAUCCUCCACCAUACGGAGGCUAUGGACCUCCAGACUAUGGAAAUGGAGAUCGUUCUGGAUAGUAAGUUUUGGUUUCUUAUUUUUUAUCAACAUACACAAUGAUUUAGUACAUAUAUUGUAUUGUUUGUGAGACCUUAUUUAACUUGAUGAUUUCAGUUAUGAUCCCUAUGCUUACCGAGGAGGUCCUCCAGUUCCACCAUAUCCAGGCCCAAGAUCUUAUGGAGGCUACGGUGAUCCAUACUAUGGAGGUCGCAAUGGUCCUCCAUCAAGAGGAUACGGUGGAGGUUACGGUGAUCGCUUCAACUCCGAGCCAAUCAAUCCCUGCAAGAUUCAGAUGAGAGGAUUACCGUACAGAGUGUCAGAUCAGCAGAUUCUGGAAUUCUUUGCACCUCUGAAGCCGGUCGAAAUUAAGAUUGGAUACUUUGAAGACGGAAGAGCCUCUGGAGAUGGUCUAGUGGAGUUUGCCAACGACCAGGACGCUUCUGAAGCAUUUAGAAAAGACAGGGAGAGCAUAAAGAACAGGUAGGCAUGGUUUUUGGGAUAAUAUUGUUUAUUUAAUUUAAAAAAUGGUUUUUGAUGUCAAAUUGAUUUUGUGUUGACUGGUUUAAGGUGUAUUUUUUAUUGAACUUACUUAUUUUAGGUACAUCGAACUGUUCCGUGGAGAACAAAUGAAGUUAUCGAGCAACACAACGUACAAGACUACAUUCAAGUCUUCAAAUGAAGCCUUUAAGCCAGCUCCAGACCCAUACAGACCUGACCCAUAUCAAGCAGCGGACCCAUACAAGGCAGCCGAUCCGUACAAGGCUGCCGAUCCUUACAGGAUGCCUCCAGCAGACCCCUACAAGCCCGAAUUCAAGCCCCUGGACCCCUAUUCUCCCUACGGCAAUGCACCGACUGCUCCGGCCAUGCCCGCCCAACCUUAUAACCAACAACCAACUUGGAGAUAUUGA
This is a messenger RNA of Bursaphelenchus okinawaensis, 2026 nucleotides long. The record is from the annotation of a GenBank genome assembly. Lineage: Eukaryota; Metazoa; Nematoda; Chromadorea; Rhabditida; Aphelenchoididae.